Molecule: messenger RNA, 1620 nt
Organism: Lichtheimia ornata
Lineage: Eukaryota; Fungi; Mucoromycota; Mucoromycetes; Mucorales; Lichtheimiaceae
Exons: 3
Coding region: 1-1620 (539 amino acids)
Biological process (GO): intracellular glucose homeostasis; glycolytic process; glucose 6-phosphate metabolic process
Cellular component (GO): mitochondrion; cytosol
Molecular function (GO): D-glucose binding; glucokinase activity; fructokinase activity
Source: RefSeq, a predicted model, not a curated record
AUGAACCACAACAAUAACAAGAUUGUCCAUGGAAUAGAUUGGAUUCGACAUGAUUUCAACUUGACGCCCGAGAACUUUAAAGCCAUUGUGUAUGGAUUUAAGGCCGAGUGUGAAAAAGGGCUCAGCACACCUACAGCAACAGGACUUGCAACCAUGAUUCCUUCAUAUGUAACACGAAUGCCUACUGGCAAGGAGACAGGGACCUAUCUCGCACUUGAUUUAGGUGGAAGCACCCUACGUGUGUGUGCUGUAUGCCUUUUGGGUGAAGGCCAAGUGAAGGUUACUGAGGUGCGAAAGACGAUAUCCGAUCAGCUACGAACGAGCACCACCGAUACCUUUUUUGACUGGAUAGCAGAUACUGUGGCCGAGCUCUUGGGAAAAAUCCCAUCAUCACAACAUCAACAAGCGGAUAAACCAGCCGUUGCUAUGGGAGUCUCUUGGAGUUUUCCUCUCGAUCAGACUGGUAUCUCCAAGGGCAAGAUAUUGAGGAUGGGUAAAGGCUUUGUACUCUCUGACAUUGAAGGAAAUGAUCUUGCCACCUUGUUUCAUCAAGGCUUUCAACGCAAGGGGUUGAAUGUCAUUGUUACUGCACUUGUAAACGAUACGAUUGGCGCUUUGGUGGCACAUGCAUAUUCCAAUCCACAAGCUCGUGUUGGUUUCAUCUAUGGAACAGGUGUUAAUGCUGCGUAUCCAGAAAAGGUGUCACGCAUGAUCAAGUUGAAUGUAGCUGAGUGGCGAGAUACAACGACUGAAAUGUUGGUCAAUACAGAGCUUGAUAUCUUUGGCAGUGAUGGAGACUAUCUACCACGAACGCGUUUCGAUCAUGCAUUGGAUGCUAGCCAUGCACAGCCUGGAUUCCAACCUUAUGAAAAGAUGAUGUCGGGUGCUUACCUUGGAGAGCUUGUACGUCUCGUGGUGGUCGAUCUUGUGACACAUCACGGAUUGUUUGGAGGAGUCGCUCCCAGCCUUUUGCAGACGCCAUGGCAAUUUUUGACGUUGCACAUGAGUGAGAUUGAAGCCAUCAGCAACACCGAUCGCCUUAUCGAAUACCUUGCCAACCUCUUCCAUUUUACACCCAAUGAACAAGACGCCCUCCUAUUUAAAAGCGUUUGUGAAAUGGUAUCCACGCGAGCAGCUGGUCUAGCCGCUGCAGGUAUUGCCGCCAUGAUUGAACAACAAUCCUUUACACCCGAACAAGAUAUCGUCAUUGGCAUUAAUGGAACCACCUUUGAGCGUUAUCCACGCAUGCCAGAAAGAAUGCACUCAUUCUUGAGUGAUUGGUUUGGGAAGGAUAUUGGCUCACGUAUAAAAUUACAAGUGGCUCGUGAUGGUGGUAGUAUUGGAGCGGCCUUGGUUGCUAUGCUUUAUAGCCCAUCCUCUUUAUCUACAAGAUCAUCACCUGAAACAAAAGCAAAGACAUUAUCCUCCUCAACCAGCUCCACACCUGACGACAAGAGUACAACAGCGAUUACAACCGAUACACUAUCCAACAACAACAACAAGCAUAAUAACGACAUCAAGACGACCCCUACUAGUAUCAAGGCAUGGCUUUUACAAUACGUUUUAUGUUGUUUUCCUACUAGAAAAACAGAAAUGUCAUCAUUGCCUAUAGAGAAAUAA